Molecule: messenger RNA, 949 nt
Organism: Thamnophis sirtalis
Lineage: Eukaryota; Metazoa; Chordata; Lepidosauria; Squamata; Natricidae
Source: RefSeq, a predicted model, not a curated record
GACUAGCACAUAUGUGCAAGGGGAAUCUUUACCUUUAACUUAUCUAGAAGAGCACAUUGUGUCAUUCUUCUGGACCUGUAUCAUGAAAGUAUAUAUCCAAUAACCCUCCUUCUCUUUCAUUAGACUGCAGAUGAACCAAUUCUCUACCCACCCAAAACAUUCAUUUUACUAUUUAUUUUGCAUAGGAAAGGUUCAAGAAGAAAUUGAAUUGGUAAUUGGGUGCAACAGACCUCCCACCCUGGCUGAUAAGGCACACAUGCCCUUUACAGAAGCGACUAUUAUGGAAGUUCAAAGGAUGACAGUGGUUGUCCCUCUUUCUAUUCCUCGGAUGGCCUCAGAAACUACUGAGCUUCAGGGAUACAUUAUUCCAAAGGGAAGUGUAAUCAUUCCUAAUUUGUGGUCCGUGCACAGAGAUCCUAACAAAUGGGAGAACCCAAAUGAUUUUUGCCCGGCAAGAUUUCUGGAUGAGAACGGCCAGCUCCUCAAAAAAGAAACAUUUAUUCCUUUUGGAAUUGGCAAACGUGUGUGCAUGGGAGAACAGCUUGCCAAGAUGGAGCUUUUCUUGAUGUUUGUGAGUCUUUUGCAAAGUUUCACCUUUAUAUAUCCCGAGGACUUAAAGAAACCACCAAUGGAAGGAAGAUUUGGCCUGACGUUAGCUCCCUUUCCAUUUAAACUUAUUGCCUUAAAGAGAUGAGGAAACUUCCAAGAAAAAUGCUGCAUGAUGUUCACGUUACUAUAUGAAAUUCAGGGCUAUAGACGAAAUGUUCUUCACCAAAACCUAGUCAUUAGCCCAAACAGGCUAGGGAAUUUUCAGCCCAUGGGAUAUCCAAAAAUUAUCAAGCACUCUCUCCUCUGCUUGGGCUGUCCCCCACUUGAUAUGCUGAAACUCUUCAACUAUAGAAACAAACUGAAGUAUGUUGACCCCCCCCCCCCCCAAAGAGCUGCAGAG